Messenger RNA from Tachyglossus aculeatus (Australian echidna), 4542 nucleotides. RefSeq names its product ATPase phospholipid transporting 10A (putative) (gene ATP10A). Bases 1 to 3681 code for a protein of 1226 amino acids. Gene Ontology annotation, molecular function: ATPase-coupled intramembrane lipid carrier activity; ATP binding; ATP hydrolysis activity. The transcript has 22 exons. The record is from RefSeq and is a predicted model, not a curated record. Gene Ontology annotation, cellular component: plasma membrane. NCBI's taxonomy places the organism in Eukaryota, Metazoa, Chordata, Mammalia, Monotremata, Tachyglossidae. Gene Ontology annotation, biological process: phospholipid translocation.
AUGGGUCCGGGCGGAGGGGCCGCGGGCAGGGAGGAGGGGAGACAGGAGGAGAGACUGGGGCAGAGAUGGAAGCCGAGGCAGAGAGCCGGAGAGGGGCAGGGCCUGAGGCAGAAACAGAGGCCUAGUUGCUCUGGGCGAAUUGUGCGGUCCAACCUGGUCCAGCCGGGGCGGGAGAGUCCAGGGGGCUCAAAGCCAGGGGGACCCCCCCGCCGGCCUCAGCCCCCAUCUGUGGCCAACAACCAACUGCGAACGGCCAAGUACACGGCGCUGUCCUUCCUGCCCAAGAACCUCUUCGAGCAGUUCCACCGCCUGGCCAACGUGUACUUCGUGGGCAUCGCCCUACUCAACCUAGUGCCGGCCCUCAACGCCUUCCAGCCCGAGCUGGGCCUGGGCCCGCUGCUGCUCAUCCUGGCGGGCACUGCCGCCAGGGACCUGUGGCAGGACCUGGGCCGCCGCCGCUCAGACCACCGCAUCAAUCACAGGCCCUGCCUCGUCUUCUGCGGGGACGAAAAGAAAUACGUGACCAGAUAUUGGAAGGACGUGCACGUGGGUGACUUUGUCCAGCUCCACGGUAAUGAGAUCGUCCCUGCCGACAUCCUGUUCCUUGCUUCCAGCGACCCCGUGGGGAUGUGCUGCGUAGAGACCUCCAACCUGGACGGGGAGACCAACUUGAAGGAGAGGCAGGUGGCGCAGGGCUUCUUGGAGCCGGGUUCUGUAUUCAAUCCCUUGAAUUUUACCGGCAUAAUUGAGUGUGAGAAGCCCAACAACGACAUCAGUAGGUUUUGCGGUUCCAUCAUGCUCGAAAAUGGGAAGAAAGUUGGGCUGAAUAAGGAAAAUCUUUUGCUGAGAGGGUGUACAGUUAGAAAUACAGAAGCGGUGGAGGGAAUAGUGAUCUAUGCAGGCCAUGAGACUAAGACUUUGCUGAACAACCAGGGCCCCCGCUACAAGCGCAGCCGACUCGAAAGGCGGAUGAAUCGCGACGUCAUGUGGUGUAUCCUUAUCCUUGUUUUCAUGUGUGGGUUUUCAGCUAUCGGUCACGGACUCUGGGUAUGGCGAUACGGAGAGCAACAGAGACCGCUGUUUGACGUCCCCACUCCCGACGGACAAGUUCUGCCCCCAGGGCGAGCAGCAAUUUACCUCUUUUUGACAAUGAUGAUUCUUCUUCAGGUUCUGAUUCCAAUUUCUUUAUACGUUUCCAUUGAAAUUGUUAAAAUAUGUCAAGUGUUCUUCAUUCAUCAAGAUAAAGAGCUCUAUGAUGAAGAAACGGACUCUCAGCUGCAGUGCCGAACUCUGAACAUCACUGAAGACUUGGGGCAGAUACAGUACAUUUUUUCCGAUAAAACCGGAACUCUAACGGAGAAUAAAAUGGCUUUUCGAAGAUGCACCAUCUCCGGCAUUGAGUAUUCCCAUGAUGCCAGUGCCAGGCGCUUAGCGAUGUACCAGGAAGUGGACCCUGAGGAAGAGGAAGCAGCAGCAACAGGUGGGGCGCUCUCUUGGCAGGGAAAUAUCGGCUACCAUCAGGGUGCCCAGACGAUCCCCGGACCUCAGCCUAGCCAGUCCCUCCGCCGGCCUGGCAGUGGGACCGAAGACCAGAGAGACCGCAUCCUGUCUGAGAACACAGCAUUCAGCAGCCCCACGGAAAAAGACAUCAGCCCUGAUCCUGCCCUGCUUGAGAAGGUGAACGAAUGUGCCAGGCUUCUGCAGACCGUGAGAUACCAGGAACAGCCAGGAAUCCAACUCAGCCCUGACCUGGCAGACAUCUUGGAUUUCUUCAUAGCCUUGACCAUCUGCAACACGGUUGUGGUGACGUCUCCCUGGCAGUCUGAACCAAAGGGAGAACCGCGAUAUGAAGCUGAGAGCCCAGACGAAGCUGCCCUGGUGCAGGCGGCUCGCGCCUACGGCUGUGUGCUGGCCGGCCGGGGGCCGGGCCGGGUCUCCGUCACCCUGCCGCUCCUUGGAAGGCUUUCCUUCCGCCUCUUCCACACGCUGGCCUUCGACGCCGUCAGGAAGAGGAUGUCCGUGGUCGUCCGACACCCGCUUACCGGGGAAAUCAACGUGUACACCAAAGGAGCAGAUUCUGUCACGAUGCCGCUUCUUCAGGCUUGUCCGGCAGAUGUCCCCGGAGCAGAGCAGCAAAGGGAAAUUCAAAGCCAAACGCAGAAAUCUCUAAGCCGGUAUGCUGCAGACGGACUUCGGACUCUGUGUAUCGCCAAAAGGGUCCUAGGGCAGGAGGAGUACGCCUGUUGGCGGAAAAGCCAUCUGGAAGCGGAAUCCACAGUGGAAAACCAUGACGAACUUCUGUUUCAGUCUGCAGUCCGUCUGGAAACCAACCUGCAUCUCCUAGGUGUGACUGCCGUUGAGGAUCGCUUACAGGACGGGGUCCCAGAAACCAUCGCUACCUUGUGCCGGGCUGGGCUGCACAUCUGGGUUCUGACCGGAGACAAACAGGAGACAGCCCUUAACAUGGCUUACGCCUGCAAACUCCUGGAUCGGGACGAGAAUGUCAUCACUCUGAACGCCGACUCCCAAGCGGCCUGCUUGGCCCUGCUGGACAAAGAGAUUGGCUUCACGGGCUGUGGGACCUGGCCGGGCCUGGUGAUCGACGGGAGGACCCUGGCCUACAUCCUGGACCAACACUUGGAAGACAAAUUCCUGUCCGUCGCCAGGCGGUGCCGGGCCGUGCUCUGCUGUCGCGCUGCCCCGCUCCAGAAGAGCCUCGUGGUCAAGAUGGUCAGAAGCAGGCUCGGAGCCAUGACCUUGGCCAUAGGCGACGGAGCCAACGAUGUCAGCAUGAUUCAAGUGGCUGAUGUGGGCGUAGGAAUCACUGGCCAGGAGGGCAUGCAGGCAGUGAUGGCAAGUGAUUUUGCAGUCUCGCGCUUCCGGCAUUUGGAACGGCUCCUGCUCCUGCAUGGACACUGGUGUUACUCCCGCCUGGCUAACAUGGUGCUCUAUUUCUUCUACAAGAAUGCCAUGCUCAUGUUCCUUCUGUUUUGGUAUCAGUUUUACUGUGGCUUCUCUGGGUCUUCGAUGAUCGACCCAUGGUACCUGAUCUUCUUCAAUGUGCUAUUCUCCUCCAUGCCCCAGCUGGUGACUGGGAUGCUAGACAGGGACCUUCCAGCCGAAGUCCUGCUGGCCCUCCCUCAGCUCUACCAAAGAGGCCAGAAGACGGAGGAAUUCCAGCCUCAGAUGUUCUGGAUCACCAUGGCAGACGCCUUCUACCAAAGCCUCAUUUGCUUUUUCGUCCCCUACUUCGCCUAUGCCAGCUCCACCGUAGACGUGUUCUCCUGGGGGACCUCCGUCACUGCCAUCACCCUCUUCACCAUAAUAUUGCACCUGGGCAUUGAAACCAAGACAUGGACCUGGCUCCAUGUGGUGUCUUGUGGCUGCAGCCUCCUUUUGUUUUUCCUGGUGGCUUUGGUGUACAACGCUUCCUGCUCAACCUGUUUCCCUCCAUCCAACCCAUACUGGACCCUACAGAACCUCCUGGGUGACCCUGUCUUUUAUUUGACUUGUGUCCUGGCGCCUAUGGUAGCACUGCUUCCCCGGUUUUUGUGCCGGACCAUCGAGGGGACUCUCUCCCCAGACCCUCAUCAGUCAGGACACCAACGCGACCAUCCCAUCCCACCCGGAACUGGGGCAGAACAAUGCAGGACAAGCAUCUUCAACCCCCAAAGACAGUGACCCUUCUUAGAUGGGUUUCCAGGCUUCCUUCCAGCAGGCAUCUCCACCUGGACUCCAGCCAAGGGAGUCACCCAAGGCAGCAAGGUUUCCAGGGGAAAUGGACCUUUUGGGAACCCCAAAGCCCAAAUGCUCCCGAGCAGGCUUCGGGAAAUGACAUAAGAUGCCUGGGAGCAGAUCCCUGAAGGAGAAGCAACCAGGCCCCGUGGUCAUCUGAGUGGAGCGGGCUACCCUUAGACUGUAAGCUACCUGUGGACAGGAAAUGUGUCUGUCCUAUUGUUCUGUUGUACCCUCCCAAGUGCUUAGUACAGUACUCUGCACACAGUAAGUGCUCUAUAAAUACCAUUCAUUGAUUGAGUGGGCCAGCCCUAGAACAGUUUCCUUUCUGACCCACUAAGAAUUGGGGUCCAGUUGCUUUCAGCUCCAACCAGCCUUCCAGACCUCCGAACUACUCUGACUUACUUUAAGGGCAGGCUGAGGCCUGGGAAAGGGGCAAUCUCGAAACGAAUGUUUGAUGCUUUGACUGUUGACAUUUCUGUUUUCUACAUGUGUGGAAGCCUAGCCAAUUAUCUCUACGUGUUUCCAGGAUUGAUCGCUUAGCGUUUAUCAAAUCAGGAAGUCAGAGCAUCCGAGAAUGUCUAUUUAUAUGCUGUAAUGAGGAUAUCAUUUAAAUGCUGUAACGAAGACAGUCAGAACUGUACAGUAAAAUGAAGAAUGGCACUUGGAAAUUGAUAUUCAUACCUUUAGUAAUAGCAAUAAUAACAGUGAUAUUUGUUAGGCCCUUUCUUAGGUACCAAACACCAUACUAGAUACAAGGUUAUCAGCUCAGACACAGUUCUUGUCCCACACAGGGCUCAGAGUCUA